This is a messenger RNA of Chenopodium quinoa (quinoa), 627 nucleotides long. RefSeq lists its product as uncharacterized. Lineage: Eukaryota; Viridiplantae; Streptophyta; Magnoliopsida; Caryophyllales; Amaranthaceae. The transcript has a single exon. Gene Ontology annotation, molecular function: protein dimerization activity. The record is from RefSeq and is a predicted model, not a curated record. Bases 1 to 627 code for a protein of 208 amino acids.
AUGGAUGCUCUUUAUGUUCCUCAAAGAAGAUCACGACGCUUUGUCAAAAAAGCAACAAAUCUACAUCAUUUUCGUGUUGAAAUAUUUUUGGGGGAAAUUGAUUUGCAUCUUCAAGAGCUUGAUAAUCGAUUCAGUGAGAGAAGCAUGGAGUUACUUACUUGUAUGGCUUGCUUAAGUCCUAAAGAUAACUUCUCAUCGUUUGACAAAGAAAAGGUACUCAAACUUGCCUCUUAUUAUCCCGAAGAAUUUUCAAGUUUUGAUUUGAUGACACUUGAAGGUCAACUUGAUAUAUUCAUGGAAAAUAUGCACAAUGAUGAGAGAUUUCAAAAUUUGCGUGAUCUUAACUCUCUUUCCAUGAUGCUUGUUAAUACCAAGAAGGAUAAGACAUAUCCUCUUGUAUAUUUGCUUAUCAAGUUGAUGUUGAUUCUCCCCGUUGCUACGGCAAGUGUUGAAAGAGUAUUCUCCGCAAUGACAUAUGUCAAAAGUAAGUUGCGAAAUAGCAUGGGUGACCAAUUUAUGAAUGAUUGUUUGGUCACUUUUAUUGAGAAGAAAGUGUUCUUACAAGUUCCUGAUGAAAAAAUCAUUGAUCGUUUUCAAAAUAUGAAGACUCGAAGGAUGCAAUUAUAA